AUGGCGUCGCCUGAGUCCUCGCUGCGCCGGCGAGGCGGAGGCUCCGUCUCCGAACCAUCGGGGCACGCCAAAGCUGAAUCGGACGGCUUUGGCUCCUUUGUCGAUUCUUCGUCCGCCUUCCCCUCUGACUUCGACCAGGAGCUUUCCGAGCCUCUCGAUGGUCGAGCGUCAUCCUCAGCUGUUCAAGUUGGCUCGCCGACCAACAGCCGUGCUGGCCCAUCCUCAUUGCCUCCACAUCGCAUCGACGACGAAGACGCCGAGGACUGGACAGAAGCAGACAUGGUCGCCGGCUUCUCGCCCGCAGAGUACCACUUCGCAAGCUCGGAUGCCACGACAGUAGCCGCAGCGCAAGCGGCUCAGCCGACGUCGACGAGCCCGUCAACGGUCAGCAGGCCCAUGGCGGGCCGCAAAGUCAGCGGAACGGGCGCCUCAUCGGAAUGGGCAGAUUGGAGCUCCUUCUUGGCCGCACACACUCUCCCGACUCAGCAGCAGCAACCAUCAUCUUCGUCAAAAGCGCCAACAGGUCAGGCGCUCAACCCUGCAGAUGACGCCUUCUUCGACGCCUUCGAGGUCGCCACCAACCCAAACCGUGGUCCAUCUCCGCCUGUCAUCGACCUUCGCGGCGUGGAGAAAAGGCUCGAGCAAAGGAAACAGCAACAGCAGCAGAAGGAUGCUUCUGACACUGCCAACGACGACUUCUUCUCCCGCUUUGAGCGAGCGCCCCAGGCCGCCUUGGGCAAGUCAAGCCCGCUGGUCCUCGAGCCAGAUCAGCUCGAAAGCAUGCACGACGCACGCAUCAGUCCCAUGCCUAGGUCCCCAUCUAAGCGCAACGACUCGUAUUUCGGCCUGACGGCUCCGAAGCCCAUCAGCAGCAACAAUGCAACAGACCCGCAGUCUAGGUCAGCAGAACAGAAACGAGAAUCUGGCUCGAGCUCCUUCUCGCCUGCUUCACCGUCCAGCUGGACGGGUAGUAUCCGAAAGACAUGGACGACACUGCGAGGUAUUCAGAGCGAGAUCGCGAGUCACUUGCCCAGCGCUAGUGACUUCAUCGUGCCGGAGGAUGAAGCCGAGCAGGGCGGCAGUUCCUCCAAGCAUGGCGCAGCGGACUCGAACCCAGGUGGUGGGCUGAUCAUCGCUAGCGACGCCCCUGAACAGCCAGGCGACAGUCAGAAUCGCGCAGGCGUCCGCAGACGCAGCUCAGGCUCAAAUCGACGAGGGACCCUGCCACAUGCAUGGGACUACAGCCAAGAAACACCCUUCGGAUCCUCUUCUGGCGCAACAUCGUCCGGCUUCUCCGCCGGUGCAGCAGCGCCAUCCUCCGGCUCGUCGAGCACAGCGCCGCUCCGCGCCAGGGACCUGUUCGCCCCUGCUGCCGGCAGUGCAUCCACUUCGUCCGCGAGUUCGAGUGGCACUCUCCGUCGUGCACCAAUUCAUUCCUCGACUGCUCCCAUCUCAGGUGCCCCCGGCUUUGACACGACUUCGACGCGCAAAUGGAACACGGGCCAGUGGACGCUCGACGAAAAAGAAAAGCGUGCGAUUCCGGUCACCCUCUCCAACCGGCGCGACGAGACAGAAUCGGUCAUUGAGCCGUUCCACGCCUCGCGCCUGCAAGCGCUGCUCCCACCGCGCCUGCAGCUGGGUAAGCGAUGGAGUCUGCUCUACUCGCUCGACCAGCACGGCAUCUCUCUCCAGACACUCUACCAUCGUGUCUCCUCCGGACUUGACCCAACCAAGAUCAAGCGCUCCGUAUCCGACACGGUCACAGGCAACACCGACACCGACGAGGCAGCUGAAGGCUGGUUGCGCGGAGCCUCGCGCGAGACCCAACAGGCCAUGGGCACCCGCUCUUCGCGGAUGCACGUCGGCGGCGGUCUCAGCAGCAUCUCCGACGCAGGCCUCAUCAUCGCCCUCAAGGACGAGGGCGAUAACGUCUUUGGUGCGUUCGUCAACGAAAAGCUGCGACCGCAGCAGCACUACUAUGGGUCCGGCGAGUGUUUUCUCUGGAAAACGACUGUGGGGAAGGGAGGUGAAGAGGGAGGGGUGGAGCAGUACAAGUGGACGGGGAGGAACGAUUAUAUGGUUCUGUCCGAGUCGACGUUCCUCAGUGUCGGGGGUGGGGAGGGAAAGUUUGGGUUGUGGGUGGAUGGGAACUUGGAGAAGGGGGUCAGCUCGUGUUGCCCGGCGUUUGAUAAUGAGAUUCUGUGUGAUGGGAAGGCGAGGGGCGAGGGGAGGAAGGAGGGCGAGGGAAGGUUCGAGUGCUAUGGACUGGAGGUUUGGGCUGUGGGCAUUGACUAG
Messenger RNA from Kalmanozyma brasiliensis GHG001, 2295 nucleotides. Its product is annotated as TLDc. The transcript has a single exon. The record is from RefSeq and is a predicted model, not a curated record. Gene Ontology annotation, biological process: response to oxidative stress. NCBI's taxonomy places the organism in Eukaryota, Fungi, Basidiomycota, Ustilaginomycetes, Ustilaginales. The coding region runs from base 1 to 2295 and encodes 764 amino acids. Gene Ontology annotation, cellular component: nucleus.